Ilex paraguariensis (yerba mate) is the source of this 3464-nucleotide messenger RNA. The record is from the annotation of a GenBank genome assembly. NCBI's taxonomy places the organism in Eukaryota, Viridiplantae, Streptophyta, Magnoliopsida, Aquifoliales, Aquifoliaceae.
AUGCUCAGUGUAAAAAAGUUUCCUGAAAGGGUUGUGAUUGGGAAGGCCAGAGGCGACUGUUUUCGAUUUCUCUACGCGAAAGUUGGAGAUGGCGUUUAUGAAGGGAGAGCCGUUGGUAGCGAAGCUGGCAUUGCUGGCCAAGUACGGGGUGCUACCGGGAGCCAUGAUAGCUGCUUUGAUCUACUCUCCUCCCGAUUACGCCUCUACCAAGAAGCAUCAUGAUUCCUCUUCUCCAUCCAAGUAGAUACGCCCCGCUCCUCUUUUCUUCCCCACUCUUCCAACUGGUACGUAAACGUGUUCUUCUUAUUGUCUUUAUGGUUAGGGAUUCUAUCUACUCUACUCAUAGAUGUUUUAUUAAUUUGAAAUUGACGUCCGACUUACCAUGCUUGAUCUAGGGUUUACGAUUCUGCUACUCAAUUUUCUGAUUAGGGAUUUUUUUUUUGUAUUUUUAUCUGCUUGUUCUAGGCUCGAAAGGUAGAUUAUUGGAAACGUCAAAAUCUCGGACUGUGACAACAGUGUUAAUUGAUUAAAAUUCUCAUUUUCUUCACAGAAAAAUUGAAGUCCCGAUUGAUGUGCACGAAUUAUUCUUAUGAUAUUUAUUACAGUUAUGCUAGUCGUUACUAGGGUUUUGAUAUAGAUUUUUUUUCGAUAAGAAAUUGUGAUAUGGAUUUAAAAUCUAAAGAUUUACCACAUAUUUGAAAUCACUAACUUUUGGAGUCCAUUGUUUGGGUAAAAGGAUUUAGUUAAUGGAUUCUUGAUUGAAGGAGUACAAUUGUUUUCUAAUCUAUAGAACUUCUUGUAAAAUCAAUUGGGGCCAUUGUCUCAUCUAGUGUGGAUUGGGGAUUGAAUCAGGCCACCUCCAUUCACUACCAAAAUAACAAGGCCAAUUUUACACCAUCCCUGGAUGGCUACAAAGGUUGAGACCGAAACCACAUUUCCAUUUGUCCCCUGUCUAAUAUGCAUGCUAAGUAUCAACCGAUAUCAAUUCGACUUAGCCGAGUUAUUUCUGAUUUAGUACCUUCAAAUUUGAUACCCCUCCACGAUUUGUGUAAACUAAGAGACUCGUGUAACUCGACUGAGUUGUUCGAGACAUCUCCGAUUCAACCUUCAGUUGUUUGAGUCAUUGUCAUUGAAUCGACCAAUUUCAUUGCUAUUGAACUUUUGCUUCUAUGUAGCAUUCCAUAUGUAUCACCCAUUAUAUUCCGCAAUGCUAUGACCUUUGUAUCUUAAUACCUCCGAGUCAAUGAUUGGUAUUGCGGCCUUGAGCCAUGUUGCGGGGAGGGGGGGGGGUUCGAGAGACACUCAAAAGGAUUUUAGGAGGGAGAAGACAAUGGUGGUCAAACUAGACAAGAAAACAAACCCAAAUAUAUAAAUGCCCUAUAUUUGCAUCAAAUGAAGUUUUCUUGGGAAAAGACUAACGUCACCCUAUUGUAGGGAACAUUGACAUUUCCAUGUAUAUAUAUAUAUUUCCAAGCACAUUUAUGAUGUAUUAUGUAUAUCUAGAGAGAGAGAGAAAGAGAUGUACAAAUAUAAAGUAGAUUUUUUAUUUCUCAAAAGUAAGUAUUUUUUUUGGUGGGGAGAGAGUUGCAUACGAUUAUGAGAUAGUAAAACGGAGCAGUACUCCAUCAAUUGCUUCUGAACUAUACUAAACUAGUCGAUCCUCACCUUUCGUUUGUUUUAAAAAGGCUUUUGGCCUUGUUGCUUUCAUAGUAAAACUUGGAUGAUGAUUCGUACCCUCUGUAGCUUACAAGUUUACGUCCAUCCAUAGUCAAAUACAGUUCCUUUCGAUUUCUCCCUGGUAGCUGCUAGCCGAGUCCGGCCAAUUGUGUAUACACUAGCCAAGCUGACUUGAUGAGGAAUCCGUUCUAGCAAACAAACACAACCCUUACACACAUGUGGGAGCACUCCUUCGACCCUUCCUGCAUAUCCCUAUAAGACUGAGUAGGCAGGUCAAGGUCCUAUGAGGUACCCACUUCUUGGAGUACCCUCUGUAGGCCUACAAUCAAGUUCAUGAAUUUUAGACCUCAAAUCCUUGGUGUUAACAUUUAUGGAUUUUAAAUCUCUAUUUCGUGCAACUAUUCAUCGCUUAAGCCAUAAAUGAAAAUAGGUCCUAAAACUUACUGCAAAAAAUGAUAGAUUAGAGCCAGACCAAAACAUGUGUUGCAAAUUAUAGUAAUUAUUUCUUUCUUUUUCUUUUUUCUUUUUAAACAACAAUUGCUAUUUGCUUAAUUAAUUAAUUUUGAUUUUAGUGGAACCCAUUAGAAAAUGUUCAUACCAGUACUAAUAUGAUAUUUCUCUAUGAUUUGAAUCCUUUUCCGAAGUAUGGCAUUUUCCUUUUUUUUUUUUUGGUUGAAGACGUGUGAACUUGUGCAAGAGAAAUGACAGUGAAGUCUGUGAUUUCUUUUAUGGAGUGUACAUUGCCACUAUAGCAUAUUCUAAUCCAACUGGGUAAAAAUAAUAGCUUCAACAUGAAAACAUCUUUUGUUUUUAAAAUAGGGAGAAUUUCAUUUUGCACCCUGAAAGAUUUAAAAAAUAUUGUAAUGUGACCCUUCUAUCAGUUUUUAUUGCUUAUUCCUUCAAAAACCAUCACAUUGACGUUGACAUACUGAGUAACGAAAACUAAUAGAACGGCUACAUUGCAAACACUUUUAAUGCAUUGAAGGUGCAAUGUGAGAAAUCUAAUAUUUGAGGGUGUAAAAUAAAAAUUCUUAAAUCUUUUAUUGUGCAAAGUGUAAUUCGCCUUUUAAAAUAUGGGCAUUGCAUAAAUUUUGUGGCCUAUGGCAAUUGAAAACAUUUUCCAUCUCAAAUUUGUUGCACUAAAUGACAUCAGUGGAAUCAAAUUAAGAGAGAAUGAACUUGUGUAUUUCUGACUGGUAUAAAGAUCCAUUGUUGCACCAGCGAUAAACAAUGAUGAUCAACCAAUUGAUCGAAAUACUAGAGGUAGAGAUAGAUUAAAAUUAACUUCAAAUUAAAUUGUAUAAAAUGACAUGGCAAAUUGUGUUUAGUAGAUCAUAUGACUAUUGAUUGAGCACAAUGACAAAACAUGAUUUAUGUAGCCAAUUUCAAGUAGUUGGGGCAAUAUUUUGUUGUGUUACGUUGAGUCCUAUUGGUCCAGAUCUUUGUAUUUACUACUUGUGGUUAAGAAAAGAUUGUAAUGUUUCUAGAUGCCUUUCUUGAGCAUUAGAAUGGAUAUUUCAGUCAUCGAUUGUGCUAGGGGUGUGUUACUUGAGCAUGUUUAUAACAAAAUUCCCGUGCAUUAUGCUUUCUAUGUUUUCUCUUUCCCUGUAGUCUUACUUAUGGAUAAGCCUAGGUCUCUUUGGUAAUUGUUUGAAGUUGGAACCACAGUUUCUGAUGGCCCAAUUGGGCGAAGUUCUAAUUCAGCUUGUUGACGACAAUUAUAAGCAUUAAAAAGUAUAAGGAACUUUAUUGACCACUAUGCAUCUUUGCAGCAGCCUAGAGUUCCU